Lepidothrix coronata (blue-crowned manakin) is the source of this 1684-nucleotide messenger RNA. It is a transcript of the gene CSNK1E, whose product is annotated as casein kinase 1 epsilon. The transcript has 11 exons. Gene Ontology annotation, molecular function: protein serine/threonine kinase activity; ATP binding. Lineage: Eukaryota; Metazoa; Chordata; Aves; Passeriformes; Pipridae. Gene Ontology annotation, cellular component: nucleus; cytoplasm. The record is from RefSeq and is a predicted model, not a curated record. The coding region runs from base 344 to 1594 and encodes 416 amino acids. Gene Ontology annotation, biological process: signal transduction; peptidyl-serine phosphorylation; endocytosis.
GGCGGUUGCGCCUUUAACGGCGGGCGGAGGAGGAGGCGGAGGAGGAGGAGGGCCGGGGCUGCGCUGGGUGACAUCAGUGGGUUUGGCUCCGGGGCUCAAUGGAAACUGGGUGAGCGCCGGGCUGUGCCGAGCACACGCCGGCUGGAGGGGACGGCGAGCGGGCGGGAGGCGGCAGGCAGCGCCGCGCCGCGCCGAGCCGAGCGAAGGAGGGACGCGCCGGGCACGGCCGCCACCAGCCCUCCCCAAUCCUCCGUCAUCCUCCCCGCCGCGGCCGCCUGGCCCCCUGACAGCCGGCGGAGCAGCAUCCCCACACGGCCCCCUUCCCGUCAGGCACGACUGAACCAUGGAGCUUCGAGUAGGGAACAAAUACCGGCUGGGCAGAAAGAUUGGCAGCGGUUCAUUUGGAGACAUUUACCUAGGAGCCAAUAUUGCAACUGGUGAAGAGGUGGCCAUCAAACUGGAAUGUGUCAAAACCAAGCAUCCCCAGCUCCACAUUGAAAGCAAGUUCUACAAGAUGAUGCAGGGAGGAGUGGGUAUCCCCUCCAUUAAGUGGUGUGGAGCAGAGGGGGACUAUAACGUGAUGGUGAUGGAGCUCUUGGGGCCCAGCCUGGAAGAUCUCUUCAACUUCUGUUCCCGCAAAUUUAGUCUCAAGACAGUUCUGCUCCUGGCAGACCAGAUGAUCAGCCGUAUUGAGUACAUUCAUUCCAAGAACUUCAUCCAUCGGGAUGUAAAGCCAGACAACUUCCUUAUGGGCCUCGGCAAAAAAGGCAACCUAGUAUACAUCAUUGAUUUUGGUUUGGCCAAGAAGUACCGAGAUGCCCGGACCCACCAGCACAUCCCUUACCGGGAAAACAAGAAUCUGACUGGCACAGCCCGUUAUGCCUCUAUCAACACUCACUUGGGAAUUGAACAAAGUCGCCGUGAUGACCUGGAGAGCCUGGGUUAUGUGCUCAUGUAUUUCAACCUGGGCUCGCUGCCCUGGCAGGGCCUCAAGGCUGCCACCAAGCGCCAAAAGUACGAGAGGAUCAGCGAGAAAAAGAUGUCAACGCCCAUCGAGGUGCUCUGCAAAGGGUACCCUUCUGAGUUCUCAACAUACCUCAACUUCUGCCGUUCGCUGAGGUUUGAUGAUAAACCUGACUACUCAUACCUGCGGCAACUCUUCCGCAACCUCUUCCACCGCCAAGGCUUCUCCUACGACUACGUCUUUGACUGGAACAUGCUUAAAUUUGGAGCAGCCCGGAACCCUGAGGAUAUGGAUCGGGAGCGGCGAGAGCAUGAACGAGAGGAGAGGAUGGGGCAACUCCGAGGGUCAGCCACACGAGCACUGCCCCCUGGCCCGCCUGCUGGAGCCACUGCCAACCGUCUUCGCAAUGUCACUGAGCCCAUGGCCUCCACCCCCACCUCCCGAAUCCAGCAGUCCGGCAACACGUCCCCCAGAGCAAUCUCAAGAGUGGACAGGGAGCGGAAGGUCAGCAUGAGGUUACACCGAGGAGCUCCUGCCAACGUCUCCUCAUCUGACCUCACAGGGCGGCAAGAAGUGUCACGGAUUUCAGCAUCACAGACAAGUGUGCCAUUUGAUCACCUUGGGAAGUGAGGAGCAAUUGCCACUGGACCAGUGUUUGCUUAGUGUCUUCACUGUAUUUUUCUUUUAAAAAACAAAAAACCCAAAAAACAAAUAAAAACU